Molecule: messenger RNA, 1742 nt
Organism: Effrenium voratum
Lineage: Eukaryota; Dinophyceae; Suessiales; Symbiodiniaceae
Source: the annotation of a GenBank genome assembly
AGUGCCGUUGCACGCCAGCUUCUCCGAGUCCUUGCAGGCAGCGGGGCAUGUCACGAAUUCCGACUCACGCGGGUGUUUAAUCUCGGCGGCCCUUGACAGAAAUUCAGUCAGCCUGCGGCCGCCCAUGGAGCUGCCGGUCUACAACCUGGAGAAGUUUAUUUGUUAUGUGAGAUGCGAAGGCGAGUGGUCGGGCCGGCGGCUCAAGGAGGCCAUUGAGGAGGCCUCCGAGUGGAAGGAGCUGGUCUGCACACAGAUGCUGGCCAUUGGCCAUACCUUCAUCCAAGAUGACCAGGGCUUCGCAGAGCUGCUGGUGGAAGGCGCCACGGUGUCGCUGACGAGGCGGCCCUGGCCCCUGAAGGUGCUGCGCCCGGCUGAGGAUGCCAAAGCCUUUGCGUGCGCGCUCCGUGCGUUCGAGUGCCCUGUGCUGCUAGAGAUCAUGUCACGAGGCCCGCUCAUCUUCAGCGCAGACCCGGAAGGGAGACUACAGGGCGACUCGGGUGCGUCUUCAGACGAGGACGAUGGGCCAAUGAUCAAGCUGGAGACCAUCGCGAUGAACAGACAGAUGUUGGAGUCCUGGAUCCCGUGGGAGGCUUUUGGAGUAGCACCCAGCCAAAUUGCAGUGGUGCUGGCACUUCAAGCGACAUUUCAUUGGGUGGGCGACGGCCUGGACCACUUGGCGGCGCUGCUGCUGCUCACCGAUGGCACCUUGCUGGCUGUGGCUGGGCGCCUCGAAGAGGCUGCUAGGGACAUCUCCUAUGACAACAGAAUCACGUUCUCCUCACACAGCGCCAAGACUGCCGAACAGAUGUGGAAGGAGCUGCCGAACUUCACGAAUUCGCUGUUUGGCCCGGUCACCCGCAGGCUUGAAUGGUCUCGCGAAGAAGCUGCCAGACACGAGGUGCCUAUUGGACCGCCACAGGUGGCAGUCCAGGUUGUCACUCCGGCCUGGACAACUGCGGAGCACCUGACAAAGUGGGAGGAGGAAAACGGAAUGAUUGUCCGCGGCCGAGGCGAAGCAAGGUUCCCAGCCCGUCCUUGGUGCAGAUUCGUUGGAUGUGACCACCCGGCUUUCGCCGCCAUGGCCGAGAUCCGAGAGGUGGAGGACUCCUGGCGGCGUGCAGCUUCAAGGGUCUCCCGAGACUUGCCGAUAGAAGAGGGCCUGCAGGAUUUCCUUGCACUGCUGGAAGAUCGCACACCCAGAUUGAGAAAGGACAAGCUGAGCGAAGUAUGCAAGCGGGUGGAGGAGGAAGCUCGGCGCCGCACCUUGGAGCACUUGCCGGUGUGCCUGGAUCGCAUUGGCCGCUACGCUUUGGAGGACCCAGGCGCUGAGUUCCGGAGGCUCUACGCGAGAGCCGCCGGGGACUGGGAGGAGGACCGCGAGAAGCAGGAAACGCCAGUCUGGGAGGUAGUGCUGGGCCGCACGUAUUUCGGCACGGCUGACUCGGGCUGGGUGGACGAGUUCCUGGCGACGGCGGGUGCCACAUGAGUCCAUGAGCUUCGAAGAUCUGGGUGUCAACACUACAAUGUCCUAGAGUCCUAGACACCCCUUGUCCCCGUGAUGCAUUCCAGACAGGAGACCCUGGUUUGCCCAGGGCCUUUCACUUCUCCACGGCGCCAGCACCAUGACGCUUGCCGCUUUCUGGUUUAGAGGUUUAGCCACGUGACCUUGCCACGCCAGAAGGCAGGUUUAUUCGCGCGGCGCUGUUGUCAACAAGUCAACAGCUCUGAUGGGAAGCUCUCGC